UCUCCCUUGAGGCACAGCGCGCGCUUAGAUGAGCAACCUGUGCCGGCGGCUGGGGGGACCCGGAGCUGGCACGCCCCGUGUACGUAUGUUAUGCAAACCGGUCCCCUGACACGUCAGCUGUUAGGAGACAUUGAGUAGAUUCGUGGCGCGACGAAUGUUGGCGAAGAUGUUGAGAGCGAGCGCGGCAGUGUUUGAGAUGGUCAUCAACAGCUACCCACACCGGCGUGUUUGUGUGCGCCAUGAAAAGUCUGUACAGCAGCGAACAGCGCGUGCGACUACGAUGCCGGUGUCAUUGCCAGACCACUCCUUGGAAGAGUGGCACUCGGUUCAUGCAGUUGCACCUACUUUUGAUGCACAUUUUGCUUGAAGACUCACCACAGCCUGAUCGACUGAACUUGUCUAGCCAUCAACUGCCAUCGCCUGGACAAUGUAGCAAAUCUCGUGCUGGGAUCUGGAUGCUGCUGGCCAUCAAGUACGCGAGCUUACCUGAACGCUUGUUCGUAUCGAGCCCACAAACCCGCCCCUCGCAUACACUUCAGCAUCUCUUUCCAUUCUUCAUCCCUUGCCCUUCUCAACUCUUGCUCUUUUUCGUCUCCUACUCUGCCUCAUUCCUUGCUCCAUCUCUUUCUUUCAGCUGUUUCUGCUUCAUCGUUGCAUACCUCAUCAUCACGUACCUCAUCGAGUGCUUUACCAUCGCGUACCUCCGCUCUUGCUUCUACUUAUCUCUCUUUUUCACCGUCACUUACUUCAGCAAAUCAUCUCGCCUCACUCCAGGUCUUCUUCCUAAGUUUCCCGUUAGAUCUUUGCCUGUUCUGCAAUACCGCAUCGUUUUCAGUCUUUCCUGUGUUGGCUUCUGCAUCUCACCCUUCUUCGUCGAUCAUCAGCUUAUGAGCUCAAAUCCUCCAGCUCUCUCUCCCGUCUUCGCAAUCUCUCUCGCCUCUCUCUCGCCUUUCUCUCGUCUCUCUCUCGUCUCUCUCCCCCUCGUCUUUCUCUCUCAUCUCUCUUUCUUCUAUCUUCCUUUCUCUAUAUCUUCCCCGUACACUCUCUUCCUCACGUUCGUACUCUCUUAUCUCUUGUUUCCCACGAACAUUUGCUCGCUCCUGUUGGGUCGUUGACGCUGUCUCGUCCCACCUUCUUCACGCGUGUCUUUCGUCGAUAUCCUUGUCGAGCCUUCGACGUCG
This is a messenger RNA of Boeremia exigua, 1181 nucleotides long. RefSeq lists its product as uncharacterized. The transcript has 2 exons. The record is from RefSeq and is a predicted model, not a curated record. The coding region runs from base 240 to 1115 and encodes 291 amino acids. NCBI's taxonomy places the organism in Eukaryota, Fungi, Ascomycota, Dothideomycetes, Pleosporales, Didymellaceae.